This is a messenger RNA of Closterium sp. Naga37s-1, 1473 nucleotides long. NCBI's taxonomy places the organism in Eukaryota, Viridiplantae, Streptophyta, Zygnematophyceae, Desmidiales, Closteriaceae. The record is from the annotation of a GenBank genome assembly.
AUGCCUGCGAGAUGCAAUGCACUCUGCUUCUGCCCCACGGGGGCAGUGCCUCUUGCACCUCCUGGUGCUCGCCCCAUGCCAUGCAUGUGUGCAUGCCCCACUUCUGACCUAAUGUGUGCUGUGGAUAUCACACCACAUGUUAUCAUCCGCCAUCCGCACCCCUCUCACCUCCCCUCUCCUCGCCCCACCCGCAGCUACGAGGUGACAGUGGACGUGGCACCGUCAGUGAAGUGGAAGGGCGAGCGGCCGUAUGCAGCGCUGCAGGUGGAGGUGGAGGUGGAGGACGACGGGGACGAGGCGGCCAAGGCAGCAGCGGACAGGCAGAUCCGCACGCAGCUCAAGAGCAUGGGUCGCCUCAACAUCUCGCAGGACGCCGGGCUCAAGGUGCCGCGCUGCAUGCCCACCCAUGCACCCACAUGCACACGCAUGCACGCAGCUCAAGAGCAUGGGCAGCUUAACAUCUCGCAGGACUCUGGGCUCAAGAACGGGCAGAAGGGCGACCCCAUCCUCUCCGCCACUCAGAAAGGCUUCCAGCUGGACACGGAGGAGGGCGAGUACCUGUUACCGGGCAUGGUGGAGGCACUCAUCGGCAUGCAGCGCGGCCAGACGCGCGAGUUCCAACUCACCUUCCCGCCCACCUGGCAGACCGAGUCCCUCCGCAACCUCCCCGCCACCUUCACUGUGAAGUGCCAGGAGCUGUUUGUGAGGGAGCUACCGGAACUGACGGACGAGCUUGCUGAGAAGUUCCUCCCAGGAGUGGCCACCAUCGCGAGCGCUAUUGGCACAUGCCACAAGUGCACUCUCCCAUUCCUCACAUCUCAUCACUUGUGUCCCACCACCCUUUGCAUUACCCCACCCCCCUGCAUGCCCCCCUUUUGUGCGCAGCAAGGUGGCGGGGGCGUGGCAGGUGAGCAGCAGCAGAAGCGCAAGCAGGCCACCCUCAACGCCAUUGUCAACGCGCUAGGGGAGGUGUGUGAGAUGGCGGUGCCCAACUCGCUGCUGGAGGAGCAGGGCCGGCAGAUGUACGGCGCUAAGCUGAUUGAACUGCAGACGGAGGGCAAGGUGCAGAAGGAGCAAGUGGCAGCGCUGAUGGCGGAGGGCAUGGUGGAGAACUACCUGCGCGCACAGAGAGACAAGAUUCGAGCGCCAAGUGAAGCAGUCGCUGGCCGUGCAGGAGGUGUACCGGCUGGAAGGGCUGCAGUUCAGCGAGGAGGAGCUGGAAGCCGAGGUGGCGAGCGCAGAGGCGGAGUUCAAACGCUUCAACCAGGAGCAGCAGAGGUGUUGGAGGGCAAGACGGUGCUGGACUGGCUGGCAUCGCAUGCCACCAUCACAUACUCCUCCACCUCCCUGCAAACACCCCACACGCCCUUGCUUGCCCUCACUGGUAACACCUCUGCUCCCUCCCUCUCCCCCCAACCGCGGCAGGCAGCAGAGGUGUUGGAGGGCGAAGACGGUGCUGGACUGGCUGGCUGA